GGUGCGCUAGUUGGAAUUCACGACUGUCGCGAAAUUGUUAUCAAACUCGCGUAGUGAGUUUUCUAUUGAUGGAUUCCCCUCCAAUGAAACCUCCGAGAGGAGUAAAAUAUACCAAAGAAACGAGCGGCUGCGGGCUGCUCGUUUCCGUGAUCAAGACCCUCGAUGCCAGCGAAACGAACGAGCAGCGGGAGAGGGAGAAGCUCAAGAUCGAACGGGAGUUCCGGAAGACGGACACCCGGUUGAACGAGCUGGUAUCGCGGAGCGAUGGCGACCUCACGAAGGUUAUGCAACUGUUUGGCAAAGUGUCGACGGAAAUUACGGCCUCCCGGGAGCGGAUACACGUCGUGAAGGAAAACCUGCAGUCCUGCAAACAGCUGCUACGGUGUCGACGCGAGGAGCUGAAAAAGCUGUACACGGACGCCAUCCAGCAUAAGUACGUGCUGGAGAUGCUGGACCAAAUCACCGAGAUACGGAAGGUUCCGUCCCAGCUGAGCGCAUUCAUGGCCAAGAAGCACUACCUGCACGCUACCAAGCUGCUGGUGGCGUCGAUCGAAACCACGGACGGUAGGCUGAGAGGUGUCGAGGGUUUGAACGACCUGCGGCAGGACUUCCAGAACCGGCGGCAGCAGCUUUACAGUAAGCUGCUGGAGGAGCUGAACAAGCACCUGUACGUGUCGAGCACGGCCGACGUGCUGCAAAACUUCCAGCGUCAAGCGUCCGGCCGGAACAGUCAGUACGCGGCCGGUGGAGCUUCGCCGUUCCAGCGCAAUGUGUUGCGACGAUCCGCCGAACGGGUGGAGGCGAACACAAAGGCACGCAAGGCCUUGUUUGAGAUCUCCAAAAAUGGAUUUCUAGAUGUUGAUCAAAGUGAAAUUAUUGAAGAUACGGAACUGCUCGAUCCGGAUGUCAAUUCGUCUUAUUUUUUGAGUAUUAUUGUUGAAUGCUUUGCAUUGUUACAAAAAGUGCCUGAAUCGAUCGAGUCCAUUAAAGUACAAAUGCAAAGCGAACUACUGGCGAUCGUCACCAAAUCCACCCAGCACAUAAAUUCACUCGAGUACCAGCAACAGCAACAGCAGUCCCAUCAGCAGACCACCACAACCAUCGGUACAUCGAGCACGUCGUCGUCCAGUGCAGUGGCCUGUAACGGUACCCCGGGAGGUGGAGGGGCAGCCGGUGAAUCGAACCAACCGGCCCAACCGGUCCCAAUGCUCGAACUGCUCGAGCUUGUGUUCAAGCAGUUCAAACUGAUCGCCAACGCGCACCAGCAGGCGCUGCGAAACUAUGGCAACGUAAUACAACGAUACAACAUUCCGCAAGUGAAACCUUACGACAUCAUCGAGUACUGGGGGCAGGCUCAGGCAGUGCUAAAGCUCGUCCUCACCGACUACCUGGACAUACAGAACGAUAGUGGAGACGAGACGCUGCUCAUGCGCGGCCAGUUCCCCGAGCAGUCGACCAACGUGAACGCCUUCUUCAGCCGGCGUAAAACGCCCGGCAAGAAGCUGCUCUUUCGCUUCGAAAAAUCAUCACACACGGCCGAAGCCGGUGGCUCGACGGUGGACAUCGAGGCCGGUGGGCAGCAGGCGAAAGAACACCGGCGCAAUCUGUCGAACGUGUCGAACAGCACGCCAAAGGAAGAAUCGCUGCUGCUGCUGAACAGCUCGGCCGCUAGCGGAACGUCCGGGCACUUGCUGAAUAGCAGCUUCCACCAGCAGCAGCAACCGGGGCACUACUUUGGUGGCCGGGAUGGUGCAGCCGCGGCCGCUGCAGAACGUCGGAAGCGAGAGCGUGCUCUUGUCUGUCCGGCCGAUGCAUCCCUGGUGAGAAAAAUCUACCUUCCACUCAUGGGAUACAUUCAGGAAAUUGAAGACUUUAUGAAGUGUAAAUCGGGGCAACCGUGCAGUUUGAACACCUUCCUAGCGAACUACGUAAAGGAUGGUUAUCUCGCUCGGGGUCACAACCGGAACUUGCAGCUGACGAUCGAAUCGCUAUCGAAAGCUCAAGACGCAUGGCGCACGAUCAUUAGUCCCGAGGAAAUGAAACGGCUUGGGUUGUCGAGACCGUUGCUUCAAAAUACACUCAUUGUUGAGAAUCGAAUCGCCGAAACGAAGAAGCUCAUCCAAGAUCUUCCCACCUAUUCGGACGAGUUGCUUAAAAUGGUCUGCUCGCUGCUGAAGACGUACCGUGAAACGUGCCAGGCCGCCUAUCGGGGUAUCGUGCAGCCGGAAACUGAAGACAAACGCAUCUAUAGUGUCGCCUGGUUGAAGGACGACGAUAUCACACGUUUUCUGAAGUCUCUGCCUAACUGGACGGACCUGAAAUCGUCCAACGCCCGGAUGCGGCAGCUGCAGCAGAAGCGGCUGAUCAAGGCGGAACCGUCGGAGGAGGAAAGUCCCACACAGGUGCAGCAGCGUAACGUGCGGGAGGCGGAAAUGCUCACCAGCAACCUGGGCGAAGGUGGCAUCUCGCAGCAGGAGAUUCUCUCGGACGUCGGCGUGCUGAAGGAGCUGGCCAUACUGCAGGAGAGCAUGGAGUGGUUUGCCGGUCGCAUCAACGACUUCGCCCAGGAGCUGAAGAAGCCUAUCGUGAACGGCAUGGUGGCGGCUUCGCCGGUCACUACACCCGGUUCGCCCGCGCCCGCCGGUACCGCUUCGAUCGUCAACAGUCCGGUGAUCGUUAAGGAUGGCAUGAUAAAGGUGCUGAUCAAUCUGGCGCUCGAGUUCGAGGAGCUGGCGAACACGUGUUUGCUGGUGCUGCACCUGGAGGUGCGCGUCCAGUGCUUCCACUAUCUUCGCGCCAGCCCCUCCGAUCGCUACAAGUCGAACAAUCCGAACAAGAACGAUUCCCUCGAACCGGACGCGAAGGUGCUCAAGCUGACCAAGGUGCUGUCGGACAUGGACGAGGCGCUCAGUUCAACGCUCCAUCCGAGAAAGACGAAGUACGUCUUUGAAGGACUCGCUCACCUUGCCGCACGCAUUCUCAUCAUGGCGGCAAACUCGAUGGAAUACAUCGACCACUCGGGCGUGCAGCGGAUGUGCCGGAACGCACUGGCACUACAGCAAACCCUCAGCAGCAUCACGGCAUCGCGUGAGGUCGCCCUCGACUAUGCACGUUCAUUCUACGAAAUGUUCUACCUAGACCCUGAGGAAAUUCUCACCUCGAUCGUGGAAAAGGGUGCACAGUUCACGGAAAUGCAAUAUCUCAACGCGCUCCAGUUGAUCUUCCGCAACCGAGGCAUCACGGAUCCGGCCAUCGUUGGCACGUACCAGCAAAAGCUUUCCGAUCUUCUUGGCACGAAACCACCGCUAGGUGUUACGGUCUAAUGUGGAUUUGUUAUGUGGGUGAAGGAUGCAGAAGCAGCAAACUAUACUACAUGUAGCAAUUACUGUCGAUUUGAGGAUUGCGUCCCUCGGGAAAUAAAACGAUGGAUGGAGGAAAAAACUAUCAACGUGGGCGAGGGAUGACGUUUCGACAAAACUCGGUGUUCAAUUAUAGUGCUUCGUUUAUGUAGCUGUAAGCAAAAUCCGUAAGCCGCCAUUGCUAUAUAACUAUAUAGGCAAAACAUGGAUAAGCAAACUGAAUUCUCAUUCACGUCCACCGGUUCGGGCGCGCCUAAUUAAUCUAAAAAAAGCAUUACACCUUUUAGGUACGAUAAAAACCUAAACGUGGGCUAGUACGGCUCGUUGUUGCUGACAUCGUUUGAGAGCUUUUGUUAGGAAGGAAUACGCUUAAAACGCUGCACGCCUUAAGCGGCAUGGAGAAGCGCGGGAUGAAUUUAUGGAAUUACACUGGAAAGAUACUGAUAUAACGAAACACUUUGGUAGGCCAGCGGUUAGUUGUUUGUAGCUGUUUGUUAUUUAACAAAAACAAAACAUUUGAUCCUUGCUCGAAGCUAGGCUUCGAACGUAAGCGCUCCCCUGCUUCCGGGAGAUAUCGCAAAUGCAACGGGAGAGGGGUAGUGUUGACUUACAUGCUGUUAGAAAAGGAGAAGGAGAAAGAGAUAGAGAUAGAGAAUUCAACUAACAUACACCAGCAACCAACUAUACUGUAACCAGCAACUGAUAAUUAUUUAGACCGCCAGCUUGUUGGUGAUAACCUGCAUAAGCUCUUACGCUAGAUUUAAAUUGGAAAGUAUUCGAAAAUAAUCAACAACCCGUUCCCGAAAAUCUGUACUCAUUCAUGCUCGGCCAGGUUAUUUUACGAAUAACUUACCCUUUCUGUCCCCUUCCACAACCUGGUUUCGUACAUUUACGUUGGACAAUACUAACCCGGGAAAUAUCCCAUACUGUGGUGCAAUUGGGCAACGGAACACUUGGACAGUGCAACGGACUCCGAAAUGCGAGUAAUGUAAGGUGCUUGCGGAAACAGUUGAUUUACUCGUUGGAAAAUAAACCUUCCAAGAGGGGAAGGAGGAGAUGAAACAUACCCAAUGUUGCAAGAAGAAGUCGGGUGCGAACUGACCGAAUUCCGUAGGACAAAUAAAAACUAAAAACGAAAGAAUCAGAAAUGAAAAGCAAAUAAACCUAAAAUGCAA
Messenger RNA from Anopheles coustani, 4534 nucleotides. It is a transcript of the gene Sec8, whose product is annotated as exocyst complex component 4. Gene Ontology annotation, cellular component: exocyst; synapse; growth cone membrane. Gene Ontology annotation, biological process: chemical synaptic transmission; Golgi to plasma membrane transport; exocytosis. NCBI's taxonomy places the organism in Eukaryota, Metazoa, Arthropoda, Insecta, Diptera, Culicidae. The record is from RefSeq and is a predicted model, not a curated record. Bases 69 to 3323 code for a protein of 1084 amino acids. The transcript is spliced from 9 exons.